AUGGGCCAACACGGCAAAUACACCAACUCGCUGCAAAUCGCAGCUGACAUGGACGCUAUCCGCAAAGGCCUGGGUCAGGAUACGCUCAACUUUUGGGGACUCAGCUAUGGAGGUGUCCUUGGACAUACAUACUCUGUCUUGUUUCCUGACAGAGUUGGACAUGUGAUCCUCGACGGCUCUCUCCACCCCUGGAAAUGGUUCAGUCAUCGUGCAUUUGGGCGAGAUGCCCGUUCGAGCCACUUCCUGAUGAUGACGAGGCUUCGGGCCGAGGCGCUCUCAAUUGUUGAGAAAAUUGAAGCUCUCAAGACUCCAACCAAGGUGCGGCUCAACAGCACCCACCAUGGCCUUAUUGGGAGACUGGAUCUUUGGACCAAAGGUAUAAUCCCCGCGAUGGGAAGUCCACUCAAGUGGCACGAUUUUGCCAACCGGCUUGCAAGCCUGAUGCGUGGAGAUGCCAAGGAAGCAUUCUUGGCAUAUGGGACUUAUGACGAGCCGCCCUUUGACGGCCUUGAAAUGAAUGAUUAUCACGACCUUGUUGCUCUGAAUGAUGCCGCAGACGGAGAGUGGAAUGGCGAGGACUGGACUGAUGCGUUUACGAUGAGCAAAGACAUCACAGCUUUCCUCACAGCUUACUUAGUUCUCAACCCGACGUACCUCGUCGAAUUCGAGCGCUUUUUGCAAGCGACGCAAUGGCGCAAUACCCUGACCAACCCCGCGAUGAGGGGGCAUCGACCCGAAGAAGAGCCCGGCACCCCUAUGCUGUUUAUUUCGACUGGUGAACCCUACCUUGAUCAUGAUCUUUCCAGGCUUGCCAGCAAUGAAUGGCUCGUCGUCAUAGAGGGGGGCCAUGGGGGUCACACCAGCAUAAGCAUGCCAUCCAAGUGCGCGGCACUGGCGAUCCGCGAAUAUCUAGACGGCCGCCCCCCAACAAGCCAGGUUGUUUCCGAAUGGGAAAGCCACGUUUGCCGCGUGGACGGUCCAGAGUUCGUACAUCCUGAUGAGCUGGAGACAAAUGCUCGAGAGAUUGUUGGGGACAAUGAGGAGGAUGUUCGUCUUUACCUUGCGCAGGUGGCGCUUGCUCGAGAUACGAAUUGGAGAGUCCCGUGUCAUUUGACAGUACCACCUGACGAAAGAGUAUACCAAGAGCACAAGGCCAUAUUGCGGCGAUUCCUACAAGAGCACCAGAGAGAGGUGACCGUUAGCACGUGGCUGCUCAAUCUCGGGUCGAUCUGA
Messenger RNA from Clonostachys byssicola, 1233 nucleotides. NCBI's taxonomy places the organism in Eukaryota, Fungi, Ascomycota, Sordariomycetes, Hypocreales, Bionectriaceae. The record is from the annotation of a GenBank genome assembly.